AUGGAGAAAUAUGGUCUGACAGAUGAGUCGGAUAAGACGAAGGCAAUGCUGAUCACUGGUCAUUGGGUAUCGAAAUUGGUGGUUUUCGGUAUGGCUACGAAAGACCGACAACUUAACCACUCAAUUAGACCUGUGAAGAGGAUUGGUUACAAGCAGUCUGUUCAUGAAAUAGAUAUCAAUGGUGAGUAUUUGACUGGUUCACCGAGAACAACAAUCAGUGACACAGGGAACAAGCUGUUUGGUCGACUGAUCACUUAUCUAAGGAUCUUUGAACCGAGAAGCGAACUACUGCUUUAUCCUCAAUUGCGUAUGAAGGGAGAAACACGUGAGAAGCACUACAUGGAUUACAGUGAUCAAUGGGAGAAUAUUUUGUUGGUGAUUUUGGAUGCGAUUUCCAAGCCAACUGAACUUUCUGUACUAGAUGCGGUAAGCAAGAGGUGCAGUGUUUCCAACAAAUUUCUGCUGAAUGCUGACACGCUGAAAGAUUGUUGGAAUUAUUAUGACGUUAAUGGUCAAACGCAGGAGUUGAUUCGCAAAAGUUUCUCCUCAAAAUGA
This is a messenger RNA of Trichobilharzia regenti, 555 nucleotides long. The record is from the annotation of a GenBank genome assembly. NCBI's taxonomy places the organism in Eukaryota, Metazoa, Platyhelminthes, Trematoda, Strigeidida, Schistosomatidae.